Molecule: messenger RNA, 942 nt
Organism: Fomitopsis serialis
Lineage: Eukaryota; Fungi; Basidiomycota; Agaricomycetes; Polyporales; Fomitopsidaceae
Exons: 10
Coding region: 1-942 (313 amino acids)
Source: RefSeq, a predicted model, not a curated record
AUGUCGACAGCCUCGGAUGAAGCGUUGGAGCAGGAGCUGGCCUCCAUCUUGCAGAGCAAUUUCAUUGGGAUUUGCUGCGAGAUGGCUGUCUGCGUUAUCCUGGUGUACGACUAUAUGCUCACGUUCGGCAGGGAGGUAGAGCUCUUCUGGCACAGGCCAACCAGGGCACUCGGCGGGACAGUGAUAUUCAUGCUCAACCGUGUCGUGGCCGUCGGUCUGGCGAUACUUGGUAACAUCGACACCGAUCUGUCCCGCUAUACCUACGCAAGUUGUAAGUACACGAUUCUGGUUGAAGUCACUAUCACGCUGCUGGCGUAUGCCGUCUGGGGUGCUGUGUCUGCCAUUAGAGUGCAUGCCCUCACAAAACGCAACUGGUUGCUCUCUAUGCCCACGCUUGCUUUGGCGCUGGUUCCGAUGGUUGCGGACAUGCCGGUCGCUCUCGCGAGUGCUUCUCAGGAAUGGUACGCCCAGCCUCCCCGUCGCAUCGCUGCUGGUGACUACCUCUUACCCUUGUUGACCAGGAAUCCUUUAUUUCUGACCGGGCAUCUCAGCGUACUGGCAUUUAUCAACGCUCUGGAAAUCAUUCUAUACCUAACCUCGACGACAGACUACGUCAACCUAUUCAUUGCGCCGAUAUCGACGAUAGUAAUUUCACGCUUCUUACUCGACAUCCGAGAGGCAGCAUAUACAUCCGACACUACUUUCGAAACGACGACCUCCGACCUCUCCAUAAGCACGCCAUCCGGAAGCGCAUACAAGUCACGGAUGUGGCAGUCGCUUGAUUUUGCGACCCAAACGUAUGCGGAACGAUCCCAGGGUGCCAUGACGAGUACCACUGACGUUGGCAGCCACGAUCGGCACCUUUAUGCAGACGUACAAGAGUUCGAGAUGGGCAACCUCGCGACGGACCCGCGAUCCAGGGGGGGUGUAUACGCUCCGUAG